AGCGGUGCACUUUCCUUCAGAACUUCUUUGUUUUUCCAUCUCUCGCCCGCUGCCUGUGAUCUCUAUCAUACACGGUGGCUGGCUGCAAUUUUUUAAAACAUUUUUAUGAUGGCGGAGGACAGUGAAUCUGCGGCCAGUCAGCAGAGCCUGGAGCUAGACGACCAGGAUACCUGCGGGAUAGACGGAGACAACGAAGAGGAGAAUGAGCAUUUGCAAGGGAGUCCAGGGGGAGAUUUGGGGGCCAAGAGGAAGAAGAAGAAGCAGAAGAGGAAGAAAGAGAAGCCAAGCUCGGGGGGAGCCAAGUCUGAUUCUGCAUCUGACUCUCAGGAGAUAAAGAACCCUGGCUUGCCCAUUCAGAAGCUGCAGGACAUCCAAAGAGCCAUGGAGCUGCUGUCCUGCCAGGGUCCAGCAAAGAGCAUUGAUGAUGCAUCCAAGCACAAGUACCAGUUCUGGGACACCCAGCCUGUGCCCAAGCUAAAUGAGGUGGUGACGAGUCACGGGCCGAUAGAAGCUGACAAAGAAAACAUCAGACAGGAGCCAUAUUCCUUACCUCAAGGCUUUAUGUGGGACACUUUGGAUCUCAGCAAUGCAGAUAUACUGAAGGAGCUGUACACAUUGUUAAAUGAAAACUAUGUGGAGGAUGAUGACAACAUGUUCAGAUUUGAUUAUUCACCAAACUUUCUCAAAUGGGCUCUGCGUCCCCCUGGUUGGUUACCACAGUGGCAUUGUGGAGUGAGAGUGUCCUCAAAUAAGAAGCUUGUUGGCUUCAUCAGUGCCAUCCCUGCAGAUAUACGCAUCUAUGACACACUGAAGAAAAUGGUUGAAAUCAACUUCCUGUGUGUCCAUAAGAAGCUGCGUUCAAAGCGUGUUGCUCCAGUGCUCAUCAGAGAGAUCACACGGAGGGUGAACAUUGAAGGAAUAUUCCAGGCGGUAUACACAGCAGGAGUGGUGCUGCCUAAACCUGUGUCCACAUGCAGGUACUGGCAUCGUUCUUUGAACCCCAGGAAGCUUGUGGAAGUGAAGUUCUCCCACCUGAGCAGAAACAUGACUCUGCAAAGAACCAUGAAGCUCUACAGACUACCAGAUAGCACCAAGACCCCAGGUCUGCGGCCGAUGGAGAGGCGUGACAUCCGCCAAGUCACUGAGCUGCUACUGAAAUUCCUCAAACGCUUCGAGCUUGCUCCUUCUAUGGGAGACGAGGAGGUGUCUCACUGGUUCUUGCCACAGGACAACAUCAUUGACACAUUUGUAGUAGAGGGUGCCGGUGGUGUUCUGACAGAUUUCACUAGUUUCUACACUCUGCCCUCCACCGUGAUGCAUCACCCUCUACACAGGAGCCUGAAGGCUGCCUACUCUUUUUACAACGUUCAUACACAAACCCCACUACUGGACUUAAUGAAUGAUGCUCUGAUCCUGGCCAAGCUGAAAGGUUUUGAUGUGUUCAAUGCCCUGGAUCUAAUGGAGAAUAAAGUGUUCCUGGAGAAGCUCAAGUUUGGCAUAGGAGAUGGAAAUCUGCAGUAUUACCUCUACAACUGGAAAUGUCCCCCUAUGGACCCUGAUAAGGUUGGCCUCGUCCUUCAGUAGCAGCUCUCUUCCUGGCUGCUACACAAACACUGAUGAAGAGGUUUGUUAGUGACCUCUAGCUGAACCUAACCUGGACAUGCAGAUAGCCCAAGCUAGACAAUGAGAACUGUAAAACCAACCUGGAGACCGGAAGACGGUUCAAAAAACAUUCUGCUUUCACCUGGAGGUGAAAACUCUUAAAAUCAUCAACAUCCUGAAUGUGAAGUCAUGCUAUGCCUGAGAAACUCAUACAGUACAACGCUCCUGACAUGCACACUCACAUUUAAAACAUACAAGAGGAUGCCUUGACAUUGUGAAUUUUGUUUUCCUGAGCAGAAGCUUCGUUACCAUGGACUGGCAUGUCUUUUUAUUUCACUGACAUUGAACUAUGUAAAUGAUAAUCAACAAAGUAAACAUGACCACAAUACAUAAAGAUAAGUUAUUGUGUCCCCACUGAGGGUCUUCAAGGCAUUUAACACGUUAUUAUCCAUCUUUGUGGUCAGAGGUUAUCUGCUGGCUGUUUUGGCCCUCAGUAGAAUUAGAAAUGCUAAGAACGUGUUUCUGUGAUAGCUGACUUAUAGAAGAAAAAAACACUUUUCAUCAAGCAUUUAAAAAAAAAAAAAAAAAAUCAACUUUUCAUACAAACACUGUCAAACAACACACAUAUACACAAAAAGGAUAUCUUCGUGAAAGGACUCAUUCAACUGGUGUAUUUAUGUACAUGUUUUUUUGUUAAAAAUAUAGUUACCUGUACAUUUAAAGCCAGAUCAUAUUUAUUCCUGUAGUGUGAGUUUUGGGGUUUGGGAGGGCUGAUCCAAAGUGUUCUCCUCAUAGGUAGUGUAGAUGUCACUGAGUUUGUUCAGACAACGUUGGUUUAAAGUGGUUUUUGAUGAAGAAUGUAUUGCAUCAAUGAAGCACAAUUUUUGAGUUCCUAACAAGCAAAAGAGCCCUUUUUUUAAAGGGUCAGAUUUCAAAACAGAUUUGUUGCGUUACAUGUACAACCUUGGUUUUUACGAGGGAUGUGAGCUCUUGUUAUAAACCAGCUUCUAGACUUGAUUUUAAUAAAACAUAUAUGUAUAUUCGGCAUAGGGUUUAACCUGCAUGUGAAAUAUGUGUUGUUCAGUUAAAAAGGAAGCAAAAGUUACUGAGCCUAAAAAAAAUAGGAUGACACGCUGAGUGCAAAAGCAGGGCAGAGAAACAAAAAACUAUUAAACUACAACCAGAGUGGACUCAGCCUGAUUCAGAUUUAAUCAAAAAAUAAAAUCAAAAACAGUCUGUUAUUGUCCAGAGACACUUUUAAAGCAGAACUAUGGCUUACCUACUUUGAAAAUUGUUCCCAGUUAAGUCUUCUAGAAAGCAGCCAAGGUUAGUUUUCUUUUGUUAAGUUAGUCAUUGCCACUCACAGAGAAACUGCUUCUUACUUUCAGCUGCCUUUUGCAAGAAAUACAGCACUUAAACAUUUCUGUUGAUUAAAGGUAAAUAAACCAUCAGUUCCUUCACUUGAUGUAGGAUGUUUAACUCGGUUAAGUAUGACAAAUAGAACUGAUCACAACAUGUAAAGUAUCUGGAGAAUAAACAGCAUGUUUUCAGAGCACAGUGGCUGGAUAAACAAAAGCCUGUGUCAGUAAGCGCAUCGAUUUGAAAUUUGAACUUUUCCAGGUUAUUUUUUUAAAUGGUACUGUUUUUGUGUGUCUGAAAAAUAUACUGUUGGUCAUUUUUUUAAUGUGUUGUGCAGCUAAAUGAAAAUUAUUUGAACAGUUCUGGUAUUUAUAAUUGUACUUUGCAACAUGUCUUAAGACAAUUCCUGUUUUUUCCCCGCAAGAUUUUUCAGUUUAAUAGGAAACUUUGAAACUGAUUUUUGAGGGUUUGGAGUAUUUAGCGUUGCCCUGUGCUUGACUGAGCGAUGGAGAUCUUUGAUGAAAAACGGAUAGAGCACUUGUUCUGGGCCGGAGCUGCUGCGGUACUCAAAGGUUAACAUUAUUUUUGUUUUAUUGUCUUGCUCUGAGUUUGUUACUUUGUGUUUGAUGCUCCUGUUCAUGUGGCUCUGCAUAACACAAGAGGUAAAGGCUGCUGCCAUCUUUGUGGUUA
Trematomus bernacchii (emerald rockcod) is the source of this 3651-nucleotide messenger RNA. RefSeq names its product N-myristoyltransferase 2 (gene nmt2). The transcript is spliced from 12 exons. NCBI's taxonomy places the organism in Eukaryota, Metazoa, Chordata, Actinopteri, Perciformes, Nototheniidae. Bases 106 to 1584 code for a protein of 492 amino acids. Gene Ontology annotation, molecular function: glycylpeptide N-tetradecanoyltransferase activity. Gene Ontology annotation, biological process: N-terminal peptidyl-glycine N-myristoylation. Gene Ontology annotation, cellular component: cytoplasm. The record is from RefSeq and is a predicted model, not a curated record.